This is a messenger RNA of Benincasa hispida (wax gourd), 694 nucleotides long. RefSeq lists its product as uncharacterized. The record is from RefSeq and is a predicted model, not a curated record. NCBI's taxonomy places the organism in Eukaryota, Viridiplantae, Streptophyta, Magnoliopsida, Cucurbitales, Cucurbitaceae.
CGUUUUCUUUUUCCCCUUUAAACCAAUCAGCUUUGAGAUUUCAUUUAUAAAUACCUCCAUUCUCUUCCUCUGCUUUGAAGCAGAGAGCAGUUUCAUCAUCAAUGGCAGCAGCCACUCAUUUCCUUCGUUUACUUGUCAUAUUCUUGGGACUUUGUAGCCUUCUUUGUUCAAAUGCUGUCCCAACUUCAAGAAGUGUCAGCCUCUUGCGCGGAUCUCAUCCAUUUCUUCUUGUUUCAAGCAACACCCACAUGGUGACUGCAACAGAGGAAGAAGUGAGUCGUGGAAGAAUGGUUGUGGCACUAAAUGACUAUCCAGGGUCAGGAGCCAACAAUCGUCAUACACCAAGGCCACAAUUUAGGGGCUGUGCUGAUUGUUGAUUAUAUUUUGCAUUACAUAUUUUAGGGAUUGGUUGGGCUUUAGAAUUAUAAUAUAUAUUGGUUUGAAAUAUCUAUCUAUCUAUAACUAUUUUAUAUGUAUUAUAUGGGAAUAUGGAGGCAGGGUUUGAGCUUCUUCAUCACUCUAUUAAGCUGUUGAAAAGCUGAGGAAAGAGGUGGGUAGAGAAUUUUAUGAGAUUAGGUGAAAAAUGAGUACCAAAAAUAUGUGUACUUUUGUAAAACAAAGAGACAUUACUUGGCUUCUUUAUUCAGUAAUAUAUGAUUUUGAGGGCUGAAAUUAACGCCAUUGGAUCUGUUUA